AUGAACAUUGAGAAGUCUGCCCAGUCUGUAGCGCACACUCCUGCACCCGAACCACAGAAGCCGUCCCCACCCCUUCUGAUCUUCGUUCUCGGCCCUCCCUGUGCCGGCAAGUCGACGAUAUGCACCAUUCUAGCCAAACACUUCAACCUAGACCACUUCUCCCUCGGCAAUGAACUCCGUAAUCUGGUCUCCUCAAACUCGACUGGCCAUCCCGCUCGCAUAAAAUGCAAGCUGUCGGUAGAGGAGCUGGGAGAUCUCGCCAAGAACGUCAAAGCAGGAACACUGGCGCCGUCCAACAGAACACCAAAGUAUGUCCGGGAGCGCAUCUUUCCUGAUGGUGUCGUUCCGCCAAACGUACGAAUCCUGAUCGACGGCUUUCCUAGGGGAGUAGAUCGGUGGGAGACUUUCAAGGAGAGUGUCAAAGACAUAUGGCAGCCCGACGGCAAUACCUGGGUACUGGCAUUGUGUACUGAUCGGGAAGUGGCAAGAGAAAGGGCAGGCGAUGUCUUCGAUAAGCGAUAUGACAGUCAUGAGGAUUCUGUCGGCGACAUCAUCGCUGCGAUGAAGCAGGAUGGGAUGAAUGUCAUUGAGUGUGAGACUGGGCUGGGCUUUGAUCCGCAAGACAUAGUCGGGAUCGUUGAGAGCAUCUCACAUUUGGUGGAGGGCAAUCAGGCAUAA
Alternaria conjuncta is the source of this 678-nucleotide messenger RNA. RefSeq lists its product as uncharacterized. The transcript has 2 exons. NCBI's taxonomy places the organism in Eukaryota, Fungi, Ascomycota, Dothideomycetes, Pleosporales, Pleosporaceae. Gene Ontology annotation, biological process: nucleobase-containing compound metabolic process. Gene Ontology annotation, molecular function: ATP binding; AMP kinase activity. Bases 1 to 678 code for a protein of 225 amino acids. The record is from RefSeq and is a predicted model, not a curated record. Gene Ontology annotation, cellular component: cytoplasm.